Molecule: messenger RNA, 519 nt
Organism: Rotaria sp. Silwood1
Lineage: Eukaryota; Metazoa; Rotifera; Eurotatoria; Philodinida; Philodinidae
Source: the annotation of a GenBank genome assembly
AUGUGUGAUUCAACUGGUAUACAUAUAACUCGAAUCUAUGUAAAUUGUACUAGAAAAACUCCUUCACCUAUUCGUUCAUCAAAUACUGUUCCUGUAUGUACAUCAACACCAAUAAUCAAUAUAGAUUCAUCAAAUGCAAUAUUAAAACAACAAAUCGGUUUACUUGCUAAAGAAGUUAUUGCAUUAAAGCAACGUCCAUCAGAAACUGAAUCAUUACAAGAUGAACAAUAUGUAUUUAUUUCAAAAGAAACAGGUCAACAAAUUGAUUUAUUAACAGGUGAAGGAAUCAGUAAAAUAACAAAUUCGAAUACAGGAACAAUAAAUAAAAAGAAAAAACGACGACAAUCAACUGCUGUUUUACCAACAAUAUCAAGUGGUUCAUCAAAAUCAAGUGAUGAUGGAGAUUAUUCAUCAGUACUUAUGAAUAGUGAUAUGCCAAUAUCAAAUGAAAAGAAAAAAGCAAAUUUUACUUCUUAUGAUGGCAUACAAAUGUUUACAUUUACAUUAGAUGAUGAUUAG